Molecule: messenger RNA, 16406 nt
Organism: Camarhynchus parvulus
Lineage: Eukaryota; Metazoa; Chordata; Aves; Passeriformes; Thraupidae
Gene: PHF3
Product: PHD finger protein 3
Exons: 15
Coding region: 9271-15534 (2087 amino acids)
Biological process (GO): DNA-templated transcription
Cellular component (GO): nucleus
Source: RefSeq, a predicted model, not a curated record
GCCGCCUCGCUCUGCCCGGGUGCGGCCCCGCGGCGCCGGCGCGGUUGUUGCGGAGGCUGCCACCGGGGGCCCCGGGCCGGCAGGGCCCGGCCACCUGACAUGGCGCUCUGUCUCCGGCCUCGCUGCCUGCGGCGGCCGCUCCCUCCCCGUGUCCGUGCGGGACCUUGCCGCAGGCUCCUUGCCUGGAGUCGUGUUGCUGCCGAGAGCUCUCCCACAGCGCCUUCCCUGCCCUGCAGCUGCUACGUUUCGAUGCUUCUACGCUUGUCUCUUCUCACCCCUUGAGCCGCCGAUGCCUUGUUGUCCCAUACCAAAGAGAGAAACAAUCACCAAUUUAGACCGUGCUCUUCUUGCUCUUGGUCUGACCUGUUCCGGGCGCCUCCUCCCGUCUUUUAAACUUAUCAUCACCAACAAUUUCUGUGUUCAACUCCUGUGUAUAGUACCCACUGUAGGAAGUGCGGGAGAGAAUGUGGUCAUCAGCAGUGCUGUGGGAUUCAGUGGCCUGGUGGUAUUUCCAGAUCCUAAUCUGGGAUGAGGUGCUGUUUCUGGGACAGUGCGUUUAUUGCUUGCUACUGGCAUUCACGUAAUAACUCUCAGGCUUUAGAAGAUGCAUCGUUCAUGUGAUUGCGGGUGUUCAUUCUGUGUGGUGUGCACAAGGGAGACCUGUUAGAGCCGUGCGGGGUGCGUUUGGAUGAAGAGCACUCUGCGGCAUAGUUUAAAUUAGUAAACAUGGCUAAUGGAGUGAAGCGUAAAAACCAGUAAGGAAAGACAGGAAUGGGGGGUGAUAGGAGCUACGCCAUGCAAAUUGUAGUUGUGGUGUCUUUUAUGUAGUUGUUAAUUCAUUAUGCAAUUUUUAUGCAUUUGCUUUUAUCAAAAUGAAUAUUAGCAUCACCAAACAGUGGAAAUAUUUUAAGAUUAAAUGUAAGGAUGGUAAACAUAUGGCAUCUCUUUAGCACCACUAAUUCAUGGUUUGUUUUGCUUAAUAAAUUAAUCUCUUGUGGUUUGGGACACAAUGUAAGGGAGCCUUGAAAACGUGGGUUUUUACAUUUCUUGGACUAAUUCCACUUCUGUUUACAGUUAGUGCAUGCCUGCAAUAAAACUCUUCUUUUUCUGUAACAAGCAGUUUUUACUUUUAAUUUCUAUAGUUGGCUUUAAAAAUUAUAAAUAUGGAGUUCUGAGCACCUAUAUUUCUUUUUUCAGCUAUUGUUGCCUGUUACUCAGUCAUUCAGUUUUUAUGUGCCUCUUACAUUUGCGAAAUGAAAGGGCACCUAACUACAAACCAUGUUGGCUAGAUUUAAUUCAACACAGUGGUAAGGUGCUUUAUGGAAAACAGAAACUCUAAAAAUUCUAAUCUACUGUAUUUCUGCAACCUCUGUCUUAAAAAGAGGCUUACCUCUACCACUUGUGUUGUGCUCAGAGUUGAGCUGAUAAAUUUCUUUAGUUAUUUUAAUUUUUUUACAUUAAUUUUUCCCAGUCAACCUAAAUAUUGUUAAAUACAAGCUUUAAGGAGAGAACCAUAUUAUAUUAGAAGCUUUUUUUAUGGUAAGGGCAUAUUUUUGAAGGGUAAUGCUAUGAAGUAGCGAUGAUAAAGUUCACUGAAUUGGGGUAUGAGAGUUCAUUUUAUAGAAGCAUAAAGUGGAAGAUUCAGACAGCUUGUCACAUUCUCCUGGGUGGUGUCAAUAUUGCUACGUGAUGGGUGGCAUAUUUCUAUGAAAACUUCACAAGGGUUAGCUAUAAGCUUUUAACUAUUACUAAUAGAAAUCCCAACAAACAAACCGUAAUUCUGAUAGGUGUUUCCAAAUGAAUCUUUAUGGAAGAGACACUGACAAAUGCAAAAGGUAUUACAAAUGAAAAUAUUCUCUCCAGUGACUGACAAGUAAUCGGUGUAACCUGCUACACAGUUUAGCAUUUUUUACUGUGUUCCAGCUGAAAAUACUUGGAACCAGUAUUGAGGAACCUGAGGGUGGAAAAGUUCAAAAGAAUAGCAGUAAUAGUGGAAAUACAGUCUCUCCUCAUCUUUUUACUUUCAGUGAAAUGCCUCUGAGUAGUGAACUUACCAAUUCCAAAGGUAUAUACAGCAAUGGAGAGACUCAAAUGGUCUUUGAUUAUGCCUAAUUUUCAUGGUAUUCAGGUGUAUUCGUUGGUGGGACAGUCCAGCAAGGGAAAACAGAGUACUUAAUGUUUUACAAUGUAAAAAAUUUGCAUUUUUCAUUUACAUACUCCACAUUUCACACUGUGAAGAUGUUUUUUGACAUAACAGAAGUUUUAAUGCAGCACUGUGUGCCUCUUUGAGCUAUAAAGUAAAGGUGAGAGAGGUAUUUUUUUUAACGUAACUGCUAAGAUUUUCAAUGAUACAAUUUCAUAUUUUGUGAUUAAGAAAAGGUUUCUCUAUUUAUUCUGUAUUUCUUUGUCUUCUAAAUAAAUAAUUUUUUUGAAAUUUACUUUUCCUUUCUGUUCACUGAGGUACACACUGAUGUACAGUUAUGGCUGGUGAAUGAGUUAUGAAUAGAGAAGGUUUAACAAAGCAAGUAUCUUGAGCUGUCUGCUCUCUUAAAUACCAUGAUAGCAAGUAGUAAGAUACCUGCUCUGUCACUGAGGGGAGCAGCACAUAACUUUAGAUUUUAGAUAGAUUUUGGGAGGUGAUUAUUAUUAUGUCUGUUGAGAUUUUAGUAGCAAGGGGUUUGUAUCAGUUGAUGUAUGAAGACUUCAGAGAGAGGUAAACACAAAGAUAGUAUAGAAGAGCUUCUUAACAAUUAAUGAAAUGCUCAGAUUUACUUUUCUUGUUUUUUAGUCUUUAGCAGGGCUUUGUUUUGAUGCCACUAAAAGCUAGAUCUUAAAUUUUAAAUGAGGGAUUAAAUUAAUAAAUAAUAAGUAGAGGGUUUACAUAAGGGAACAGGUGGCAUAUGGAUACCUAAUGGGUUGAUGUUUCAGUGUAUAAGUUUGUCAGCAAACUUAUACACUGACCCUCCUUUACAGCAGUAUUGAUGACUCAAAUCAACCUAUUUGCAUACAUGUUCCUGUUAGGCAGGUUUUUGCCAGUGUCCUGUUUUUUGGGAGAUAAGUGAAUGAGGAAGGUCAAAUUUGAUGAUGCUUAAAGAUUAAAGCUCAGUGAACCAUAUUCUAUGCAAGUGUUAUAUCUACCUUUUUUUUUUUUUACAAAGGAUGCUGAAAGCCUCUUUUAACCCUUUCCAAACAUGUUUUUGUGGCUAGAUGGCCAUUCAUAUGCUCAUACAUCACAUUGCUUGUUCUGUCAAAAAUAUUUUGUGAGUUAAUUUAAUUCUUGAAGACUGCCCUAGGUGAUGGGAUUUGAGCCAAAAUGAACCAGAGUAGAAAGCACAUUGGUGUGAGAUUGGUAAACUCACCAAAAAGUUGUCAAGUUGAUAUAUUCUUACUGACGCUGCCUCUGAUGCACUGCCUGAUAUUGAUUUUUCUCUUUAAUGCCAUGAUGCGUUUGGACUGUGAACGCCAUUGGGUAAAAUCUCUUGCUGCAGAAGAUGUGGGUCGCUGUUCUGGCUUUUGAUGCUGUAAUAUCCAUGAACCAAAUGCAUGCAGCUUCUGGUGCUUAAAGCAUGGCAACAUGGAUACAUGGCAACUUAGCCUUAAUUUUCCAUUAGAUACUUGGGAGCUUAAACUUUAAAGUUUGUGUAGGAGGAAGGAGGAGGAUGGUAGUAAAAGGUGCAUCAGGGCUUUGAAGUAACAUUGGUAGGUGGGUUUUAAGUUUCAAGGUAUCAGUGAGCCCAUGGAGUGGUCUGACAUCACAGCUCCAGUGAACAAAGGUAGACAUUUUAUACCUUGAGUGUCCCUUUUGGCUUCAGUAGUUGCCACACAGCGUGAGCAAGGAGUUGUUUGUUUUUUUUUUCCAAACUGCUUGUAUUCUUACCUAAUUGCAUGCCAAUUAAGAUGCAGUUCUCCUCUUUUGAUGAAAAGUUUUUGUCAGUUAUUGUUACUUUCUAAUUCUUCUGUAACAGUGCUGAGUCAGCUUUUCCCAUUUGUUGUGACAUCUAAGGUGAUAGUUAUCCAAAUAGCUUUCAUUUAGUCUCCUUCCAGAGUUUACUACCUGAAGAAAUAAAUAUAAUAUGGAUCUUUUUAAUGGGGUCUGUUAGAGUUGUUAUGACUAGUGCUUGCUGUUGGUCGUUUGGUGUGCGUAAGCACAAGGUCCAGAGACCAAGUGUUGUAUCUUGAACGUUGCAAUGUCUCCCAUAUAGUCCACUCAGUAACUAGAUGUACAAAAGCUUUUAAAAGCACUAGACAAAUUCAGCAAAUUGGAAGUGACAGACACUAUUCAGAAAGGUACUUUGGUGAAAUGGAAGGAAUUGUAGUAUUGCUAUGCUAUCUUCAGCAGUUUCAGAUUCACUUAUUCAGGCAGGUCAAUAAAGUAGAUAGGCUGUUCAACAUCUAGGAUUCUGAAUAUCCUAAAUAGGCAGUGUGAGGUUGGUUUUUUUUUUCCUUCAUUAGGUUCCCUCAGGUUUUUGCCUAUCCUUGUCCCCAAUUCAGGCAAUUCAUUUUGGUAAUAUUUCUUUGUAGAAAUGGGGUUUUUUUAAGUCCAUCUUCUGAGAACUUUAAUAAACCAGAUUUAUUUUUAAUUUGACAAUUAUUAAACACACAGAAGCUUCUAUUUUAUAUUACUAACUUUAAAAUAUAAGCUAAAAUAUGAAAGUCAAGUUUAAAAUGUAAUCAGAUAUAUUAAAUUCACCCCCUGGCCCGAGAGGGAAGGAAAGAGAGUAAUUACAGUGAAGCCUAACAUUUGCUUUGUAAAAUAAAUGAUGUGUGAGUACUGUAAAAAAGUUAACAAAAUGAAUGUAAAGGAAAAUAAAGAAAAAAUAAAAUAUCAAGACAAAUGUAUCUAACGUAUAUCCAAAUAUGUAGUUGGAAAAUUAAAUUUAAUAUGUUGCUGUCUAAGAGAUACUUAGUUUAAAAUGCAAUCAAGAGUAUGCUUGUCCAUCAGCUGAAAAACACAAGGAAUGCUUAGUGGUAGAUACAAAUUGUGAUCACCCCUGCCUGGGGUGGGUUUUAGAUAAGAUGAUAGAAACAUGCGGAUACAGUUGGAGAUUUCCACUAAAUUAUUUUUCUCUGUUGUGAUUAAGAAAAUAAUAUAAUAGGAACUGAAGUAAUUUUUUGCCUCUUUCAUAGACAAACUAAGCAAUGAAAAAGCUUAAAGAUGUGCAACAUCUCUUGUCUGGUUUCUAGUUUUCCAUCCCUUUUUAGAUUAGUUUGGAAGGAUAUGCUUGUUUGAAAUCUCAGUUUCUUUUCUUUGCAAGUUAUCAUUCUGACUUUUUAACUUUUAUUUUUAAAAAGCCGUGUAGAGAACUAUUAAAGCUGUAAUGAAUAUAUGGUAAAAGGGGAGAACAUAAAAAUCUGCUGUGGCAGAUUCUACAGCGUGUUUAUUUCAUACCAGAUUUGUUGGGAUUUGAGGCAAUAUUAUGGCACACCUGGAUUAAUAAACUAAUUUAACAGUGGAAGAAAUUAUUUCUUUUAAACUGAAAGACUUAGACUGUAAAAGGAAACAGUGUUGAGAGCAUGAAGAAAUUUUAUGGUAAACAUAAUGUGGGGGAAAUUCUAGAAGUCAUAUUUGACUGUGGUGCUUUCCAGCAGGGUUUAUAGUGUUGGAUCACUUAAUGACAGGUAUUGGUUGGUGCGUUACUUUGUGAUUGUUGCAAUGUUAUCUCUGUAAUUGUUGCUUCUGUUUUUGCAGCGGAGAGCCUGAUAGACGCAAGUAAUUUUCGAAGGUGUAAGAGAAAUGUAUUUAGUGAACUGAGGAGAAUGCUUGCCAUACUUCAAGCUUUUCUUGAUGGUGAGCUCUUCUCUCACCCAGACUCCUCCAGUAUGUUGCUGUUCUCUAACAGUCUCAGUACGUGCUCUGAUGCUCCAGGAGCCAGUGCGUGGGAGUUGAACUGAGCCUGCCUGGGACUUGCUCCUUUACCUCGUUCAUGAGCACUCCUCACUGGUUCUGCGUGCAUAAUACUUUUCAUAUUCUGUUGCUUCUGAUUAGCUACCCAGCGGGAAAGCCCUUGUGAAUUGCCGUGCGAUGGGAGUCGGCUCGGUAUGUGCGCAUCUGCUGGGAGCCCUGCCGAGGCACCGGCCGCUAGGGUUCAAGGGGAGGGCACAGCUGUGUUCCAGUGCAGUAACGCGUUCUUCCUUUGAGGGGUUAGGAUUAUCUUUGGAAAUAAGUGAGCAUGAAAGUCUUAACUGUGAUUUUACCUCUGCCUCUGGGUAUUUUUCCUGAUGUUCAGAGUGUUUCAAAUGCAAAAUAAACCGUUCAAAAUUCAUACACUGAAGGCAUUGUGCAGGGGAAGAUUGGUUUUUUUUUCGCAGCAACUGUUUUUAAUGGCUGUAUAGCUAAAGAAGUUUAUCUUUCAUCCUCAGUCCCACAGAUUUUACACUUGUUAUGAUAGGUAAUCUAGUAAUGUUAGAAAUAACUUUUUAAAAUAGCUUGGUAGUGUACCAAUCAUGUAAAUAAUCACAGAGUGGUUUUUGAACUAGAUAAAGCAAAAUUUUGAUUUUCUGUAUUUUGCUGGCAUAAACUUUUUAUUUUAAAAAUGGUAGAACAAGUUCUUUAAGAUUAGACUUUGUUCUAGUAGUAUUUUUAUGCAAGCCCCCUGACCUUUUGAUGAAAAAUUUGGGUAGAACAUAAUACAUGAUCAUAGGCUUAUGCUCCAGGAAUAAAGCUUUCAGUAAAAUUCCUCUUGAAUUUUCUCUGCUAGCUACUUAGGUCUCGUUGAAGGUGUUUGUGGCCACUGCAUGUAUAGUUGCUUUGACAGUUACUUCUCAGUGCUUUUAGUGUUCUGAAUGGCUGCAUGGUAGUCUUAAAAAGCUGAUGUUAUCUUUUUCUUCAUCACAUCACUGAAGACAGGUUAAUUUCUGUCAGGGAUUUUUGUAGCAAGAGCUUUGCUUCUUAACAUUGCUUUUUAUGAAGUGGUCAUCGCUGCUUUGGGCACCACAAUAUUUGAGUAACAAAUAUAUAAAUGUUCUCCUAUCCAGAAAAAAAGCUUGGGAUAUGUUAUUGUGUCUUCAAAGCCAAUGCCACUUUUUAAUGUUGGAUGCAAAAGGUUUCUUGCAUUCUCACAAUAUGUAGGUAUUCUAUUGCAGUGUCAGUAACUGACACUUGUUAAUGUCAUGUUUCACCAUAAUUUUAUCCUGUGGCUGUUGCUCUUGUGCUCAUGUAAUGCUAAUAUGAAAAAAUCUGUCAUUACAGGAAGGUGCUUUAAAGUACUGUGUUGGGGCAUUUGUAAUUAUUUUCUUACUUGGAGCCAUUGCAUCUCUUGUAGGUUAUCCUGUUGUAUCAGAUUGUUGUAACUACUUGGUAUAAUAAUAAAAACAGAUUAUACACUGCAGCACAGUACUUACUCCAUUAGUUUGCUUCUUCAUUUGUUGCCAGAUUUGGAACUUCAGAGACCAUGUUUGCUGUUAUAGAUGCUGUGUGGUGUAUAUACAGAUAUAGAUAUUACAUAGAUAUAGAUAUUGUGUGGUGUAUGUACAGAUGCACUGCAUUGCUUGAUAAGAGAAGUCCAUUUUUUUUUGGUGAGAGUGCUUUCAAAUUACAACUUGCUGCUGAAGUCUGUUAUCUCUUUUCUAAAUGCACGUGAUUCAGCUAAACUUCACUCUGGCUGCUUGGGCAGUAGGACCUUGUGUAUUAGACUGCUUUGUUGUGUAGAAAUUGGAAAGAUAACAUGCUGUGCAGAGACACAGUUCUAUACCUGACCACCACUUUCUUCUGAGCUGCCUUGUGGGAGAAGGAAGAAAGACUGGCAUGUUUGAAAAUAAAUCCCCAACAACCCAAAACACAACAAAACCCCACAGACAAAAAAAAAAAAACCUAAGAAACUCCACCCAAACAAAAGGAAACACCAUUUGUGUUAAACCCGUAGUUUUGUAAGUUUGUGAAAUAAAAUGCGCAAAUAGGGUUGAAAUUGUAACAGAGCCCUUGCAUGUAUCUGGCUAGGAUAUUCUCAGUUGAUUGCUAAAACAGAAAUGCCCCAUUAAUGUGUCUAAGGAAGCAUACUUAAUGUUCUAUUAAGCAUGAGUAAGUACUGGAUUUUUUUAGUGGCAGGUUGCUGGAAUAACCAUCUAGAAAGUAAUUCAAGCACUGCAAACUCCAAUUCUCACUUGUCAUUUUCCUUUAAUUAGUGUGUUCAUUCUAAAAAAAUCAUUAUCUCACGUGGGAGGAGGAUGAUGAAAGAAGGAGCAGGAUACUUGUUUGUGUCCUUUUGCUGUUUCCAAAAGCUUUAACAGCCUUGUGUGCCAAAAAAUGGCCUUUCAGACUAUCCUGGAUGCCAAAUUAAGGCAGACGGUACUGCACUGCUCUAUUUUCCUUACCCGUCUGAUCAUAUUUAUUAUGGUUAUCUUUCUCCACUUCGAGGAUAUGCUAAAGCAAAACUUCCAAAGUGUUUUGCUGACUUUUUUUCCAUUCUUAGUUUCCAUGUUUAGUUAUACAUACUUAAUGUCAUAUACAUACUUAAGUCUUCAGUACUUGCACUUCUGCUGCAUUGCAAAGAAGAUCUAGAAAAUAAAGAAUUCCUUGUAAAAUGCAGUUGCCAUCUUUGUAUACAAUUCCUUACGUAGACUUCUAGACAUCCAUCUAAACUUCUUCAAAAUUGAAGUUUCAAAAGGCUCCUCCUUUUGAUGCCAGCUCAGAAUUCUCAUGUAUUUGAUUGAAAUUAGAUUUUUCGUAUAAAAUUGAUGUAAUUUUAUUGGCUGAAUUGAUCGAUGAAAAAGAAUAGAAAUAAAACCUUGCUGUUUAAAAAUACUAACUUGCUAUGAAGUAUCUGGUAGUUGCUCUUUGAACAGAAAUAUAGUUUUUCUCAGUAGUACACCAUAUUAAUAGUAUGGCAGGCUCUGGAACCUUCUCAGCUCCAUUGCUGUUAGUGGAAGCUGACCUCACAUUUGUACGUUUAAAAAGAAGAAAGUCAUGCUCACAGUGCUGCUAUCUCCAGGUUCACUUGUUCUUGAUAUCCUCCUCCUCUGGUGUCCUGUCUGCUUGGGCUGGUUAAGAUUUAAACAAAUUAUAGAAAGAAGCUAUUUAGUUACCUUUGUUAUUCACACUCUGUAGAAGUGUCAGCAUUCGGAUGCUGAUAGAGGAGAAUAGCAUGGAAUUUCUUUUAAAAAUAAUUAGGGAAUUGAUUUUUAGUUAUGAUUUUUAGUGGGGCAUACUAAGCCAUAAGCAGUUUUUUAUUUGUUUUUAUAAUUUUUAAAUACCUUAAGCAUUCUUUAUAAAACACAAGAGCCAAAAACUUUGCUGGUGUCUUAGGUGUUUUACAAUUUGUAGCUUCUUUUCUUAUGGUAUUUUUCUUGUCUUUCUAUAGGGCUGAAAGACACACAGGAGUCUUCAUGGAUAUAGUUGAUACAUUUAACCAUUUAAUUCCUACUGAACAAUUAGAUGAUGCCCUAUUUCUAGAAUCCAACCUGGAGAAUGAAGUCUGUGAGGAUUUUAGUACAAGUCAAAAUGUCUUAGAGGAUUCGCUGAAGAACAUGCUCAGCGAUAAGGAUCCUAUGCUAGGAUCUGCAAGUGCCCAGUUCUGUUUGCCUGUUUUGGAUAGCAAUGACCCCAAUUUCCAGAUGCCUUGUUCUACAGUUAUUGGUCUUGAUGAUACUAUGGAUGAAGAAGGAGUUAAAGAGAGUGGUAAUGACGCCAUUGAUGAUGAUGAGCUUGCUUUACCUAAUAGGAAUUUGAGAAGCCGUGCUGAAGAAGCGUCAGUCACAUCACCGAGGAAAUCACCACGUUUAAUGGCACAAGAACCAGUACGGAGUCUGCGGCAGAGCACGCUAGCCAAGCGUUCGAAUGUUGCUCCUCCUCUUAAUACCAAGAAAUCAUCUGUAAAAAGUGGAUCUGCUCCAAAAAAUGGACAGAAACAAGAGAGAAGUCCAAUUAAAGAGACAGAUGUUGCAGCACGCUUGAAAACAGAGCAGCCUAGGGAGGUUAGGCGUAGUACAAGACGAUCAGGACAGUUGGAAGGAGCAGCAGCAGCAGUAACAGCAUCCCAAAGUAAUACAAAAUGUCUGUCUGGUCCUGAAGAUGUGAAAGAAAUUAAGUCUGAAACCCCUGAGCAGGCAGAAGUUGAAGAAACAUCCCAAGAGUUAAGUUGUGCUAAUUUAAGAGAACCCUGUUCUCCUUCUCCUGAGGAAACAAAGGAAAUAGUAGAGGUUGCAAUGAACACUGGCUCUGGGAGUGCUGAGUCAGUUUGUUCAGUAUCUGCAGAUACUGAAAUGAUUCCUGUUAAAAAUGAAACAAGUGAUGUGAUUGAUUCAAUGGGCUUGGAAAAUUCUUCAGAAGAAAAGACUGUUAAUAAAGCAGAGGAAUCAGAGAAGAAAGCAGAAGAACAUAAUCAAAUUGAAAUAACUGGAAAAGAUAAUGAUUCAUCCAGUGCUUGCUUGAAUACAGAUGGAAUUUGUGAGACCUUUUCAAAUUCGUCCAGCUCUGUGAAAGAGGGGGUUGAUUGCAGUUCAGGUUCCCACAGUGUGGAAAUUCUGGAUGAAAAUGUAUUGUCAGUAAAGGAAUGCGUAGCAGAAGCUGGAGGUGAUGACAAGGGAAUGGAGAAAACUGAAACUCCAUCUGAGAAACUAUUGGACAGUACAGACUGUGAUAAUAAAGACUUGAAAAACAAAGAGUUUACUUCAGCUGACCCAGGAAAUAGCAUUUUAGAAAGUGCUGUUGUUGACCAGUCAAGCCAAAAUGUACAGCAGCAGAUCGACAGUACUAAAGUAGAAGGCCAAGAGGCAUCAAAAUUUCAGGAUGAUGAGAAACAAAUUGGAAUUUCAAAAUGUGAAAAGAACAUUAGGCCUCGGCAUAGUAAAUCUGUAGUACAGAAUAAACAAAAUCUGACUGCAGGUACUCGGCAGAAAUCAGGUUCAGUGCAACAAGAAAUGACUCGGUCAAGAACGAGAGCUGGUGUUGCUGUUUCGGGCCUUCACAGUCCCUCUUCAGCAAGUCUGAAGCGAAAUGCUGAUGAGCAAGAGAGUCAUCAGCAUCCAAGUAACCCAGUUAAAAUUAGAAAGAAACAAUCUGAUCUAGGUUUGAAAGCAAAGAGUAGCAUUUCAGGGGUGACUGUAAAAAAGCAGACCAACACAAAGCUAAAGAAAAUACCCCGAGUCCAGGCUUCUGGGCAAACCCAGAAGUUAUCAGUUCAAAAAGCAAGUGAGAAAUCUCCUACUCAUCAAAGCUGUUCUAAAGAUACCCACCACUCUGUGCAUUCAUUAUCAGGUCAUGUUUCACAUCCUGGUCAGAAGCAAGCCAGCAAACACCAACUUGCAACUGGGCUAAAAGCUAAUAACUCUACAAAGGAAGAGGCAGAGACUAAAGAUCCCUCUGUUGAACAUCUGAAGGAGGAUGAUAAGGAAAAAAACAAGUCAAAAAGAAAUGAUAGAAAUCUCCAACCUCGCCAGAGAAGAAGUAGCAAAAGUCUCUCACUUGAUGAACCUCCUUUGUUCAUUCCAGAUAACAUUUCAACUGUUAAAAAGGAAGGCUUGGAACAUACCUCUGCUAGUGAAAGCAAACAUAUUUGGGUGCCCAGCAAACAGUGUGGCUUUUGCAAAAAGCCACAUGGCAACAGGUUUAUGGUAGGUUGUGGUAGAUGUGAUGAUUGGUUUCAUGGUGAUUGUGUUGGGCUGAGCCUUUCUCAAGCGCAGCAGAUGGGUGAAGAAGAUAAAGAGUAUGUGUGUGUGAAAUGCUGUGCUGAAGAAGACAAAAAAAUGGAGUGCUUUGAUCAAAAUGUACCAGAUACUCAAGUGAAACUUGAGCAUAAAGAAGAAAAAGCAAUUGAGUGUGAAAAACUGGGGAUGUCAAAACAAACACCUACUUGUAAUCUAAAUACAGUGGCUGAAAAAACGAAGCAAACGGAGGACACUGGGAAGCACAAAGUCAAAAUCUUCAGACGGGAAUCUGGGGAUGGGAAGAAUUUACCAGAGUCCAGAGACUCAGAUACUAAAAAAGGGCAGCAUGUUCCUGCUCGGAAGGGAUCACAAACUACUGCAACUCCUCGGCGGUCCCCUGAAGAUAAAAAUGAAAAAAUAAGUAAAGAAUCCCUUAGUACAAUGGAAAGGUCCACAAAAUCAGGUGUGCAUGAGAAACAAGAAAUUAAGAAAAAGAAAAAUGAGAAAGGAUCCAGUAGUGCAACACACCUGCCGGCUGUGCCAGCUUCUAAGCCAUCUGCUGAUCAGAUAAGACAAAGCGUUAAGCAGUCUCUUAAGGAAAUUCUUAUGAAAAGAUUGACAGACUCCAGUUUAAAGAUUCCUGAGGAGAGAGCAGCAAAAGUUGCCACAAGGAUUGAAAGAGAGCUGUUUUCUUUUUUUCGAGACACUGACGCAAAGUAUAAGAACAAAUACAGAAGUUUAAUGUUCAAUCUGAAAGAUCCUAAAAACAAUAUACUGUUUAAGAAAGUACUGAAAGGAGAGGUUACUCCAGAUCAUCUAAUAAAAAUGAGCCCAGAAGAACUGGCUUCCAAAGAGCUGGCUGCUUGGAGACAGAGAGAAAACAGACAUACAAUUGAAAUGAUUGAGAAAGAGCAGAGGGAAGUUGAAAGAAGACCUAUCACAAAAAUUACUCACAAAGGAGAAAUAGAAAUUGAAAGUGAGACACCAAUGAAAGAACAAGAGGAAGUAAUGGAAAUUCAGGAACCUAAUAUGAAGUUGUUUGAGAAGUCAGAAGAAGCUGAAAAGGAUAAAGAAAUAAAUGAAUCUGCAUCUCCGGACACCACAAGUCAACAUAAAAAUCAUCUCUUCGAUUUAAACUGCAAAAUCUGCAUAGGCCGAAUGGCACCACCUACUGAUGAUGUGUCAGGGAAGAAGGUGAAGGUGUCUGUUGGGGUUGCACGGAAGCAGUCUGACAAUGAAGCAGAGAGCAUUGCAGACGCACUCUCCUCCACGUCAAGUAUUUUAGCUUCAGAAUUACUGGAAGAUGAUAAGCAAGACUCAUCAAAGUCAUUCACACCUCUCCCAAAGUCAGAAACGCCUGGUACUGUGGAAUGUGAAAGUCUGUUUCUGGCACGCCUGAAUUUCAUCUGGAAGGGCUUUAUCAAUAUGCCUUCAGUAGCAAAAUUUGUUAUUAAGGCUUACCCAGUUUCUGGCUCCUUUGAGUAUUUAACAGAGGAUUUACCUGAUAGUAUUCAAGUAGGUGGCAGGAUAUCUCCCCACACUGUCUGGGAUUAUGUAGAAAAAAUCAAAGCUUCAGGGACCAAGGAGAUCUGCGUGGUUCGCUUUACCCCGGUAACCGAAGAAGAUCAGAUCUCCUAUGCAUUGCUGUUCGCCUAUUUCAGCAGUAGAAAACGUUACGGUGUAGCGGCCAAUAAUAUGAAGCAGGUGAAAGAUUUGUACCUCAUCCCUUUAGGCUCCUCAGAUAAAGUCCCUCAUCAGCUUGUGCCUUUUGAUGGGCCUGGGAUUGAAAUACAUCGACCAAAUUUAUUACUGGGAUUGAUAAUUCGCCAGAAGAUGAAGAGGCAGAUUACUGCUGUUUCAAGUGUAACCAGUAGUUUUGCAGAUGAAGCUGCUGAAAGUACCUUGAGUAGCUUGCCACCAGAGAAGAAAAGCAAGCCAAGCAAACCUGAAGUCUCACAUCAUGAUUUGGCACUAGAAGAAGAAGAGGAAAAUAAUUUUUUUAAUUCCUUCACAACUGUGCUACACAAGCAGAGAAAUAAACCACAGCAGUCUAAUACAGAUGAUGCUCCAGCAGUUACUGAACCGUUGGUGGAAAGUACCAAGCAUGACCCACCAAAGCCUCUCAGGUUCCUUCCGGGAGUCCUGGUUGGAUGGGAAAAUCAGUCUUCAACUCUGGAGCUAGCAAAUAAACCGUUGCCAGUGGAUGAUAUUCUUCAAAGCCUGUUGGGCACGACAGGGCAGGUGUAUGAGCACAGCAAGUCAGAAGCAAGUCCUAGUGAAGACAUACCAUUAUUAAAUGAACAGGCAACCUUGAAAGAAGAAAUCAUGGAUGUUGCUGACGUAACUGCUGAAGCUGGUGAAGCAAAGUCUGGUUUGGAUGAUCCUCAAGAAUCCACUAAUGGUGCUGCAACUGUGGAUGCAGCAGCUGUAGGGACCUCAAGUUCUGCAAGAAGUGCUGGUUCUUUGAUAGGGCUGACUCUUAAGGGAAAACCUCCAGAUGUCUCCACAGAAGCAUUUUUAGCAAAUUUGUCUGCUCAGGCACAGAAUAAGGAAACUGAAGAAAGUAAAGAAAAUGACCCAAAGCGGCAGAUACCAGACAAGGAUAGUGUUGCACAGGAAGUUAGAAGGAGCACAAAUUCCAGCUUUUCUUCCUCAUCAAAUUCAGGAAAAAAGCCCAGUGAGAACAAUGUUAAUGUAAGCUCUGCUGAAGGUACUACUGCUAAUACCUCUAAAUCACCACCAUUUAUUAAUCUUAAAAGAGACCCACGACAGGCAGCUGGACGAAGCCAGCAGACUAAUAUUUCAGAAAACAAGGAAGGCGAUGUUAGCAGAAAUGAAGACCGACAAAAUGCUUCAGGAAAUGAUCAAGGAGAACCAGAGAAUAAACAACUUUCUGGAGAAGGGGGCUUAAACCUGUAUCAAAGUGAGGCACAAACCAAUGAGACACCGUUCAGUUCAGCUGCAGCUAAGGCAGAUAACCCAGUUGCAUCACAAGCAGAAGAUACCAAACACUCACAGGAAGAUGGAUUGAUGCAAAACACUGAAACAGUGAACUCAUUUAGAAGAGGACCAGCUGCAACUUCAUCUCAUUUUGAAACUGAAAACUCUUCUCAUUCUGAAUUUAUUUCCAAAGUUCCAAGCCCCGUUGCAAGUGGCAGCUUCUCAUCUGUUGGACCUCCACAGCAGAAUUUUCAGCAUUCUAAAUCUAAUCCACCUGGAUUUCAGUUUCAGGCUCCUGUACCUCAUAACUUCCCUCCACAAAACAACCCUAUGUUUGGAUUUCCUCCUCAUUUACCGCCUCCACUUCUUCCUCCUCCUGGCUUUGGUUUUCCUCAAAAUCCAAUGAUGCCAUGGCCACCAGUAGCUCAUUUAUCAGGCCAGCCACCACAGUAUGCCGGACCCAUUGCACAAGGGCUACCAGUGGCUCACAAACAAUCAAGAUUUUUGGGACCAGAAAAUUUUUUUCAGAGUAAAGACAGUAGGAGACCAGAAAGACGCCACAGCGAUCCUUGGGGCAGAGAAGAACAGCAUUUAGAGAGAGGAUUCAGUAGAGGAAAAAAUGAUCGACAAAGACUUUACAGUGAAACCCAUCACCAAAAAAAAGACAGACAUGAAAAAGAAUGGAGCAAUGAAAAAUACUGGGAGCAAGAUUCUGAAAGAAACAGGCGCAGGGACAGAAACCAGGAAAAAGAGAGAGAGCGGAAGAGUAGGGAGGAAGGACAGAGAGACAAAGAAAGAGUGCGAUCCCCACACAGUGAUAGAGCUGCUGAUGGAAAAAGCCCCAGAGAGACUAGAAAUCCAGAAAAAAAGACAGAGAAGCCUAAAAGUGAUGAACAGGCUCAUGAAAAAGAUAAGGAGAGGGAGAAAAGCAAAGACAAGCAUAGAGAACGAGAAAGUGAAAAGAACAGAGAGAGACAUAGGGACCACAGUGACAGAACUAAAAGCAAAAGGUAAAAAGAUGCAGGCAGUCUUUUAAAAUCCUAUUUAAAUAAACUGUUAGAGUAAUGUCGUAAAACUUUGUAUGACAAAAAAAAGAGAGCCUGCUAGGAUUGUGCCAUCGUUUUUUAUUCUGUGUUGGUGUUUUGCAGAAACAAGUCUGUGUUUUGGUACCACUCAAUGUACCAAUACUCAUCCUUUUUUUCAUUAUACCAACUAUCGCUAGAAGUAGGAGUUUAAUAUUUUAAAAAUUUUACAUUGCUGUAUAUUCAAAAUUUUAAAGAUUUCUUUUUAUUAAUAUGCAAUAAAGGCUUAGGAAUUUUCUUAGCUGAGGAAGUUGGCUUUAGUCAAGUCUGCAAUAUAGUUGCUGCCUUUGGUAAUUUGUGCUCUCUUCUGUUUUAAGAUGCCCUGACAAUUUUAAAGGUUGUUUUCAUACAAUACCCUUGUUUUUAAAUUGCACUGUUUUUAAAGACUGCAGCAAAGCCUCGGAAUCCACAUGUUACAACAAAAUGUAAUAUGUUCGGUGGUGUGAAAAGUUUGGGGUUUUUUUUUAAUUAUUCAGUAGUACAAAAAAACCUCAAGUAUGUUUCGUUAUAUUAUAUUUCAAGUUUUUCCUAAGCAUCUGAAGCAGUUUGUGACCAGAAAUUGGAAGGCUGAGCUGCUUGAAUGUUAUUACUUCAAACUGCACUUGUUUUAAUAAGAAAGCAUUUCUAACCUAAAUUCUUGAAAAUUAUUUGUAGUAGUAAAUUCAUUUCUCCCACCAUUUUCCAUGCUUCAAAAACUUGAAUACCUGAGCUUGUACAUUACUUUGUGUUUUGCUAUCCUUUUUACUGUAAAAUGUAAAUAUUUUAAGGGAUAUUUUGAUUCUAAAAUGAUAAAACUUUCUCACA